UUCCAAAGGCCUUUUAGACUGGAGAGGGACAAGAAGCUCUCACACCCUUCUAGUCAGUGAGGGGAGGAAAACUUCAAUUGAACGAAAAGGGAGCAGCAGUUCCCAAAGCUUGGAAAUGGAGGAGCAAGUCACAGCGACCUCUAAACUGUGGCUAGGAAUUGGAGGAACAGCAAAAGCCCCACAAGUUGUCCAUGUAAGAAGCAUUGGACAGUUACAGACACCAGGAACCCCCCAGCAAGUAAAAUGUGACCCAGGGGAGGGAUUGCAACAACGUUGGGAGGCCCAGUGGCAGGAGUUCCUGAGGACACUGCAGGCCCCUGGCUCAGAAUGGGGGAACACACCGCUGUCUGAAGAACCCCCACUGUGGGAGGAUGCGAAGGUUUUUCUGGCCUCCUUCGAGCAAGUUGCAUCAGCGUGCCGGUGGCCUCGUGACAAGUGGGUGACCUUCCUCUUGCCAGCCCUCAGUGGAGAAGCCAAGCAGGCCUUCAGUAGUCUCAGUUCUCAAGACAGAGAGGAUUAUGGGAAGGUGAAGAUGGCCAUCUUGCAAAGAGAGGCCAAUGUGAGGGAGAGGCAGCGCCAGCAUUUCAGGCAAUUCUGCUACCAAGAAAUGGAGGGGCCGAGAGCAGUUUAUGGCAGACUCCAGCAACUUUGCUGUCAAUGGCUGAAAACAGAAAGACAUUCAAAGGAGGAGAUCUUGGAGCUGCUGAUCCUAGAGCAAUUUCUGACAAUCCUGCCCCAGGAAAUGCAAAGCUGGGUCCGGGAACAUGGCCCUGAAUCCUGCAUGCAAGCAGUGGCCCUGGCAGAGGAUUUCCUGUCGAAGCAGCAGGAAGAGGUGGAGAAACAGGAGCAAAAGGAGCGAGGGUUGGCUGCUGAUGUGUUUGAAGGGCUGAAGACUCCACAAUAUGUGACUGAGACAGCCGUGGCUGACAACGCCCCUUUGGAUGGAAAUGUUGCUGGAGGAGAACUAUUUUAUGGCAAGCUGUUAGUUGUCCAAACUUUGCACGAUGCCCGACAAAUCUUCACUGACUUUCAUGGUAGCAGCCAUGGGGGUCACAGAGGCAUCGUCAAAACCAGAAUGGCAAUAAAGCAGCGAUAUUACUGGCCUGGAAUGACACGGGAUAUAGAAGCAUGGGUUCCAGUGCCAUUUGUGGAGGCCGCAGCAGAAUCUUCCGAAGCAGGCCAGGUUCUGCUGCUGGACGCUUGGACCCACAGGGAAGCCAAGCAGGAGUACAAUGAAGGGGUGACCUUGCAGGGUAAUGGGCUGGAGUGGGAGAAUGAGAAGGUUUGUCUGCAUCGGGAAGAUCUUGAACAAGCAGAACUACAUAUGGCAUCUUUGGGAAGAGAUGAAAAUGGCCAAAAUAGUAAGAAAGGAAUGACUGUGCGUGCGCAGGGAAACCAAUGUGAGAAGAAUGCGGAUGAUUCAAUUUUCUGUACAAAAGGUGGAAAAGAAGACAAAGUACAGCAAAUGGUCUCCUACUCUGAGGUCAAAAAUGCAUCUUCUGACAAUGGAAGAAAUUUUGGACAGAGCUCAGACCUUACAAAACAUGAGAAUGUUCAUGCUGGAGAGAAACCACAUAUAUCAUAUUGCGGGAACAGCUUUGAUCAUACACAGAACCACAUUAUGCAUGAGAGAACCCAUCCAGGAGAUAACAAUUUGCACAAAUGUGCCCACUGUGGCAAAAGCUUUAGCCGUGGCUCCAGCUUUAAGGAACAUCUGAGAACCCAUGCUGGUGAGGCCCUGUACCGAUGCUGUUAUUGUGGCAAAAACUUUGACCAAGGUUCCAUCUUCCGGGAACAUGUCAAGACCCAUACAGGUGAGAGACCAUACAGAUGCACAGAUUGUGGGAGAAGCUUCAACCGGAAAUGUUACCUGACAAUCCACGAGAGGAUGCACAGGGGAGAGAACCCAUACACAUGUGUCCACUGUGGGAAAAGCUUCCCAAAGGGGUCCAAGCUCGUCAUCCAUGAGCGCAUCCACACGGGUGAGAACCCGUACAUUUGCUCGGAAUGUGGGAAGAGCUUCAAUCAGAAAGGGAACCUCGUGACCCACAUGCGGAUCCACACAGGCGAGAAACCCUACAAGUGCACUCAUUGUGGGAAGAGAUUCAGUCAGAAGUCAGGCCUGAGUUCGCAUGAGAAAACUCACAUGGGAAUCAAAAGAACUGUUUAAUGCAGGCCUGGCAACCUUGCAGAGGGCACUUGGUUUGGACCUGGCUGGAAGAAGUACAAAAGAUAGCAAUAGGUGAGCUUUGGCGUGUUGUUGCUGGUUGGGUCUAGGCCAAGAGGCCCCAGCUUUUCCUAAUAGCCCAAUCUGCCCUGGCUUGGUGGGUGAUAACAGUCAGUCAAGAAAAGGUGAGAGAAUUGGGCCCCCAAAACUUUGGUUGUCUAACAGGUCCAUAGAUGGACAGGAACUCACGUGUACUAAAUUCUGGGCUCGAUCUCAUCAGAUCUUGGAAGCAAAGCUGAUUUGGCCUUGGUUAGUAAUUGGAUGGGAGACUUCCAAGGAAGACCAGGGUUGCUAUGCUGAGGCAGGCCAUGGCAAAUCACCUCCGAUCAUCUGUUGUCUUGAAAACCCCAGCAGGGGUCACCAUAAGUCAGCUCUGACUUGGCGGCACUUUCCACCACCAUAUUAUUUUUAAUCAAAGUCCUCCCUCCCCCUUUUAAUGAGAUUUGUAAAAUACAGCUUCAUAGUAAUUAGGUAUAUUGAAGUAUGUAUGUGUUUGUGUGACAAAUUACCUCUUUGCCAUACCAAAUUUAAGGUAAUUUAUCUGUUUUGCAUCUUAAUUUUACAAUUCUGUAGCAAACAGG
Eublepharis macularius is the source of this 2808-nucleotide messenger RNA. RefSeq names its product zinc finger protein with KRAB and SCAN domains 4-like. The coding region runs from base 116 to 2170 and encodes 684 amino acids. The transcript has 5 exons. Gene Ontology annotation, molecular function: DNA-binding transcription factor activity, RNA polymerase II-specific; RNA polymerase II cis-regulatory region sequence-specific DNA binding. The record is from RefSeq and is a predicted model, not a curated record. Gene Ontology annotation, biological process: regulation of transcription by RNA polymerase II. Lineage: Eukaryota; Metazoa; Chordata; Lepidosauria; Squamata; Eublepharidae.